Molecule: messenger RNA, 771 nt
Organism: Apiotrichum porosum
Lineage: Eukaryota; Fungi; Basidiomycota; Tremellomycetes; Trichosporonales; Trichosporonaceae
Exons: 4
Coding region: 1-771 (256 amino acids)
Source: RefSeq, a predicted model, not a curated record
AUGAACACGUUCCCCGCCAACGCCAUCCCCCAGUUCUCCGGUCCCCCACACAUGGCAGGCUUCCCCCCCGGAGUCGGUGUCCCAGGCAUGCCAGGUGUGCCAGGCGUGCCAGGCCUCCCAGGAGGUCCCAUGCCACCAGGGAUGCAGCAGCAGAUGGGCGCGCCCGGUCUUCCCAUGAUGGCCGAUCCUCAGCACCUCGCCAUGAUGCAGCAACAGCAACAGAGCUUCCUUGCCCAGCAACAGCAGCAGCAGCUUUCGGCCCUCAGCCACCAGCAGCUUUUGAUGCGCGGCAGCCCCUCGGGCACGAUGCAACACGCGUCAAAGAAGAAAAAGCACAGCGCGCGCGCGACUCCUCAGGCUCAAAUGCUUCCCCGACACAUGUCCGCCCUCGCACCUCCCCACGGCCAGGAGCACUACAUCAAGAACGCGAUGGCUCCGCCCGGCCAGGUCGGCGCACCCGGUAUGCCGAUGGAGCAAAUGGAGCCAUGGGCCGACGCCCUCGACGAGCUCGACCCGCGUGAGCUGGCUAUGGGCCGCUUCCGCGCCCGCCACGAGAUUAUGGCCGAGGUGUUUGGCCCAGAGCGUGUUCAGGACAUCCCCGGCGCCACCGACGCGUGGGAGGGUCUGGGACUGAACGGAGAGACCCUCGAGGCCAAGGUUCUUGCCUUGGAAUCCAGCAACGCCGAGCUCGAGGCCAAGUUUGAGUCCGAGCUUGAGGCCUUCCGCAAACGCUUGGAAGAGGCCGAUGGCCCCAUUGCCCAGACCGCGUAG